This is a messenger RNA of Penicillium samsonianum, 1038 nucleotides long. RefSeq names its product class I SAM-dependent methyltransferase. Bases 1 to 1038 code for a protein of 345 amino acids. Lineage: Eukaryota; Fungi; Ascomycota; Eurotiomycetes; Eurotiales; Aspergillaceae. The record is from RefSeq and is a predicted model, not a curated record. The transcript has 11 exons. Gene Ontology annotation, molecular function: methyltransferase activity.
AUGGCGGAAAAGAUUGUUGUUGAUUCCAAUUACUACACUCUGACCCAAGAGUGGGAGCCCGAAGACUUCCAGUCGGAAACUACAUCUAUCGCCUCGUCUAUUGCGAAGGGUCGGUUAGAAAAUGGCAGACGAUAUCAGGCUAUGAAGGAAGAUGACUAUUGGAGUCCUUCCGAUGAACAGCAAUUCGAGGCUUUCGAAAUUGGUCAUAUGAUGUUUCUGGUGUUAGACCAUGAACGAGAAAACCCUCUUCACCACGCUCCCAUCGGCAAAUCUCCUCAGCAUAUUCUGGAUAUUGGGACUGGUAAAGGAACAUGGGCUGUUGAUAUGGCAGAUAUGUAUUCAUCUGCAACUGUCCGUGGCGUCGACAUAUUUCCCCCUCCCGUGACAUGGAUGCCACCCAACUGCCUACUCGAAGUAGACGAUGUCCUCCGUGAGUGGACCUGGAGAGAGCCAUUCGAUUUUAUCCACAUGCGUCUAAUGCUGGGAGCAUUCACACCCGAGGGAUGGGAUCAAUUAUACAAGCAGUGCUAUGACGCUCUGACCCCAGGCGGCUGGAUCGAACAGAUCGAAUUAGAUGUGCGAGUAUACAGCGAUGACGGCACCCUGCAAGAAGGCGGUACUCUAGCCACAUGGGGAGAUAAUUUCAUUGGCUGCUCCGAGAGAGCCGGCCGCUCCCUCCUAACGCAGGAGACAAUGCGAGGCGCAAUGGAAAAGGCUGGUUUUGUCGAUGUACACGAAAAGCUAUACAAGGUUCCUUUGGGGCCGUGGCCGAAAGAUAAGAUUCUCAAGGAGGUUGGUCAGCUUCAAUACGCCCACUGGGUUGCUGCGUUGGAGGGCUGGGCUAUGUGGCUGCUCACCAAGUUCGGUGCACCCACUCCUUGGACUAAAGAGGAGGUCCAGGUGUAUUUGGCCAAGGUUCGGGCUGAGUUGAGGAAUCCUCGUACACAUGCUUAUGAAUAUGCUCGCCGAGUCUGGGCUAGGAAGCCUACGGUGGAGGAAGAAAUGGCCAAGUUGGCAAUUAAGACCCCUGAGAUUUAA